AAAAGUGGUGACCAUCGCCAAGUCGAAGAAGUUUCGGGAUCAUCACGGGAAGGUUCUGCUGGAAGGUCACAGGCUGAUCAAGGACGCCCUGGAAGCAGGAGCUGUGCUGCAGACUCUCUUCUUCAGCACGGUGGGGCACCUGCAGGAGCUGCCCCAGGCACAGCUAAAACGAGCCAACUUAGUUAAGGUGAAAUUUGAAGACAUUAAGAGCUGGUCUGACCUCGUAACUCCUCAGGGGCUUCUAGGGAUCUUUUCCAAGCCCGACCAUGCCAAGAUGUCUUACCCUGCCGCUCAGCUGACCUGCUCCUUGCCACUGUUCCUCAUCUGCGACAACAUCCGGGAUCCGGGAAACCUGGGGACUAUUCUGAGAUCUGCGGCAGGAGCAGGCUGUGAGAAAGUGCUGCUCACCAAAGGCUGUGUGGAUCCGUGGGAGCCAAAGGUGCUCCGUGCAGGCAUGGGUGCUCAUUUCCGUGUGCCCAUCGUCUCCAACCUGGACUGGGAAUCUCUUCCCAGCAAUAUUCCUGCCGGUGUCCAGGUCUGCGUGGCCGACAACAAAGACCCAGGCACUGAGGCUGAGACUGCAUCCGUGCCGAGGGGAGCCGGCGGGGCUGGCUCUGCUCCUGAUGCUCCCUCUGAGCACCAGGACGAGGAGGGAGCGGCGGGCGUCUGCGUCCCAGAGCUGGCCGCGCAGCAUUACAGUGAGGACUGGACACGGGCUGCAGUGGCGGUGGUGAUCGGCGGAGAGACCCACGGUCUGAGCCCAGACGCCUAUCGCCUCGCAGCCAGUACGGGGGGGAAGAGACUGGUCAUUCCCGUGGUGCCAGGCGUGGACAGCCUCAACUCCGCUGUCGCUGCUGGCAUCGUGCUGUUUGAGGGGAAGAGGCAGCUGCUGCGGAGGCACAAGCAGGAAGACGAAAGGCAGAAAUUCCCUGUAGUGGGCUAA
Messenger RNA from Eurypyga helias (sunbittern), 943 nucleotides. It is a transcript of the gene MRM3, whose product is annotated as RNA methyltransferase like 1. Gene Ontology annotation, biological process: RNA processing. The record is from RefSeq and is a predicted model, not a curated record. The annotation marks the transcript as partial. The transcript has 3 exons. NCBI's taxonomy places the organism in Eukaryota, Metazoa, Chordata, Aves, Eurypygiformes, Eurypygidae. Gene Ontology annotation, molecular function: RNA methyltransferase activity; RNA binding.